This is a messenger RNA of Cinara cedri, 4745 nucleotides long. The record is from the annotation of a GenBank genome assembly. Lineage: Eukaryota; Metazoa; Arthropoda; Insecta; Hemiptera; Aphididae.
GCAUAUUUAUAAAAAUAAUUAUCUUAUCAAUAAAUGAUUAUUUAUUUAACCAUGUACUUAUAUGGUGAUAUUACAAGUAAUACAAGUGUUGUUUUAUUGCGUUCUGUGCAUUUUUUGUAUGCACUUAUUUAAUUGAUUGUUCAGUCAACAACAAAGGUUCUAAACUGAACGUGAAAGUACUAAAUAUUACUAUAGUAGGAAGGUACUUAAUAGUUUCGCUACUUUAUUUACUAUUCAUCAAAGCAGAAAAUAAUAAAAGAAAUGGCCCAAGUAAGGAUUUAUAUUAUGAAGAAAUGAAUUAGGUAUUAAAUAAUUGUUAAUUUUUUUUAACAUUUAGUUAGAUAAACUAUUAGCAGCUUUCCGUGUGUCCACUCAAUAUCCAGCAUUAAUAUCCGCUAGAAUAUUAGACUGUUCUACAACUUCUCUUAGUGUUCAGUCUGUUUGGGUUCAAAGGAUUUUAGAGAGGCAAUCAACAACUAGGUACCGACAAACUGCUGUAUCUGAUUAUAAGACUUAUACUAUAACAUCGCCACCAACGGAUAUAUCUAACGAGUAUAAAUAAUAAUAAUAUUAAUAUUCUAUAUUUUCUUAUUAAAUCAAAAUAAAUAUUCACAUUACAUAGGUUGAUAAGUGCAUACUCAAAAUCAAAUAAGUAUUUUUGUGUCGUAAGAGAAGUGGAAUCUGCAAAGGACAGUAAGCAAUACUUGGAAGUAUGGGCUGAUUGCUGUCUAAUAAAAACUUAUGACCUAAGUGCUUUGGAUGUGCAUGGAAAAAUUUAUGCAGAUGGUAAGUAAUUUCACAUGAACAUUUUUUAAUACUUACUUACUUUUGAUUAUAGUUUGAUGUUUUUUUUUUUUAUGAUUUUUGUUGUAUAGUUGAAUUUGAAACUCUACAAUGGUCACCAGACGAGACAAAAAUUUUAUACAUUGCUGAGAAAAAAGUUCCCAAGUCAGAACCAUUUUUUAAACAAAAACCAAUAUCAUCUGGUGAUAAAAGUGAUGUAGAAAUUAAAAAUGCUGUUCCGGUAUAAAGAUAUAAUCUUAAAUGAAUACAUUAUCAUAAGGUAUUAACUAUAAAAAAUGAAUUAUCGUAGGGUAAAGAAUAUGAAUGGAGCCAAGAUUGGGGUGAGCAGAUGGUUGGAAAGAUAACUCCAGUGUUAGUUGUGUGUGAUAUAAAAUCAGACACUAUAGAACUUCUUCCUAAUAUUCCAAAUAACAUUCAUCCUGCAUCAGCUUCAUGGAUUCCUGAUGGAAGUGGAGUUGUUGCAGUUGGAUAUAAAAUCUCAUCACGUAAAUUGGGACUUGUUUACUGUACCAACCGCCCUAGUCAUAUAUUUUCUCUCACAUUAAAUGGCUAUUAUAGUAAGUAUAAUCUAAAACUAAUGUAAUUGCAUUAAAAAUAUAUUUUGAAUCUCUCUAAAAUUACUUUGAAACGUAAAACAAAAUAAACCUCAGUUUGAAGGAUGUAGAUAAUUAUUAUUUUUCAAAAGAUGGACCUACUUCACAUUUGGGUGGGUUACUGUAGAUGAGAAUUUGGGAAGGUAGAGAGGAAAUUCAAUGUAUUCUAUACACGAUUAAACUUUGCCAACGAAAACAUGAUUCUAAACAAAGUUCGGUUAAUAUAGUUACUUUGUCAACAAUUUAUGUGUUACAUUAUGGUAAUAUAAUUACAUAUAUAAUAUACAUAUAUUUUCUUUAAUAAUAUUAGUUUUAAGAUUAUAUCUAUUUUUUUGUUUUUCCCAUUUAUUGGGAAAAUCAAAGAAUGACUUGUCUAAAGUACUGCCCCAGAAAUAUUUCCUUUCCGAAAAGGUGCUACUAAUAUUUGAUACUCCGGUUUAAGAUUUCUGGUGGAUUUCUACACAGUAUAAAAAGAAAAACUUUUGUAAAAGCAAUACAUUCUUCACUAUACCCAGAAUCUAAAAUGAUGGGUUGGAAUUGUCAAAUAUUUAAUAGCUCAUAAGAACUUGCAUACUUCAAGUGAUGAUAGUAUAAAUUUCUUUACCUUAUCACUUUAAAUUUUAUAAAUUUUUGUAGGUAUAAGCUUAUGUAUUAUAAUAUAGCAUAUAGACUUUAUCUUAAUUAUUUUUUUUUCGUUUGUAUAAUAUAUAUGUUUUUUCGAAAUAUUUAGUGACUCAUUUUUUUGUAAUUUUACAUAGAUGUGUUGAGUUCCGAUUCAGAACUAUCUGUAAAGACUCCCAGGUUCAAUCCAAAUGGUACAAAGCUUGUGUGGUUGGAACGUUUAGUUGGCGGACCACAUCAUUCAUGUUUUAAGUUGAUUUCUUAUAAUUGGUCUACAAAAGAGGUAGGUUGACAUUUACAAUUAUCUAUGUCUUCAUAUUUCAAAAGUUCUUAAGUAAACAUAUGUUACAUAAUUUAGAUGUAAUUUUAUAAAUAUUAUUAUAGAUUACUACAGUGGUUGAUUUUGUUGAUAAUCAAACUGUCAUAGCCAACAAUAAAGAAGUACCAUUUUAUGGUCUGUAUAAUCAGGCAAUACUAAGAAGAAGCUGGUUAAACGAUAAUAAAACACUUUUAUUGAGUACACCUCAAGGUGGUUCAAUACAUACAUUUGCUAUUGAUACUGGUAAUUAAUUAAUAUAUUCUACUUAUGAUAAAAUAUAUAAUGUUAAUCAGUUUAAUUUUAAAGUUGUAAUUUUUAAUAAUCUUUCAGAGACAAAAGAUAUUUAUUAUCUUCCAGUUACAAAACCAUUUCAUGAAAGUGUUAGUGUAGUAGAUGUAUUCAAUGAUAUUUUGGUUUGUCAUAAAUCAUCAUUAAAUAAACCGGGACAGUUAUUUACUAUCAAAAUUAAUUUUGCGAAUGAAAUGUAUGACUUUAAUAAUCUGUCUAUUCAUGAAAUUUCGCCAUCUAGGAGUCUUCCAAACAGCGACGAAUAUGUUGUUGAACAUGGUUAUACUUUGUACGGUAAGAUUUAAAGAGUUGUUCAUUUUAUAUAAAGGAAACUGAUUAAUCAUUUAAUUUAAUUUAAAGAUAAACCUACUACAAUUUUUUAUGGUCCAAAAAAUGGUAAAUGCCCAUUGAUUGUAUUUCCUCAUGGUGGACCUCAUGCAUCAUCAUUAGAUUCCUAUAUGCCAAAUGCUGCAUUCUUUGUUCAAAUUGGUAAUACUGAUACACAGUCUUGAAUAUUUCAAUGUGAAUAAUACAAUUAUUUUAUAAUAAUUUUACUAGGUUUUGCUGUAUUAUUUGUCAAUUAUAGAGGAUCUACAGGUCUGGGUAAAAAUUAUGUUGAAUCAUUACUUGGUAAUAUAGGUGAUGCUGAUAUCAAAGAUGUGUAUAAUGCAGUUCAAUCAAACCCUUUGUGGUCUAAUAGGGAAUUGUUGUUGUAUGGUGGUUCCCAUGGUGGUUUUAUAGUCACCCAUUUGAGUGGACAGUAUCCAGUAAGUACCUGUACAUACUAAUUAAUUUACAUCCUUGAACAAAUAAAUUGUAACAUUUAUUUUAAAAGUUGUUCUUACACAGAAACCAUUUUUAGUAUUAAUUUAGUGUGUUUAAUAAUAUAAUUACAGUCUAAAUUUAAAGCCAUAGUUGCUUUGAACCCAGUUACUGAUUUAAUUACCAUGUCUGGAACAUCUGAUAUAGCCGAUUGGUAUGUUUUUUUUUUAAAGCAGACGUUUUAUUGUAUAUAAAUUGCAUUAUUUCAGAGUAAAUUUAACGCUGUUUCAACUAGAAAUCCAGUUAUUGAUGUGUUAUCACUUUUUAUUACUUCUGAUAUACCAGAUUGGUAAGAAUACAUUUUUUUCAGAAAUGCACUUUCAUUAUUAUUAAAACGUCUGAUUUUCUUUUUUAACUAUUAAAACAGACUUAAAUGGUUGCUAACAUUUUCUCUUUAUAGGGGUAUUACUGAAACUGGGUAUAAUUACUCCUAUUCAGAUGUAUUGGCAAAUUCCAAAGAAGUUUUAAUGAAAUUAGCUGACUGUUCACCAUGUAAGAUUGCUGAUAAAGUUCAAGCUCCUACACUUUUGUUGCUUGGCGAUAAAGAUUUACGUGUUCCUGCAUCUCAGGGUCUUUCUUAUUAUCAUCUUCUUAAGGAACAUGGUGUCACUACCAAGUAAAGUUAGUUAAUAAUAGUUCAAAUGUGUAACUUGAUGUUAAUUUUCAUUGCAGGGUGUUGAUGUACAAUGACUGUCAUCCAUUAGGUUCUGUUUCUGCCGAUAUGGACAGUUCAAUAAACACUGCUCUAUGGUUUAUCAAGUAUACCAAUGAGGACACUAAAGAAUCAAAAGAUUAAAUUUAUUUUAUAUUUGUGAAUCAGAUGAGUUGAUACUUUACAACAAAUUUGUUAUCAUAAUAAAUAAUAAUGUUUAAUUACAGUGGUUUAUAUAUUUAUGAUAGUCUUUAUCAUAUUCCUACCAAUUGCCAGAUUGUAGAAAUGUAUACAGUUUGAUAAAGCAAAGUACAAUACUGCUAUAUCCUUUACGAUAUGUUAAUUAGCCUUUUGUGACUAAAUAUAUGUUAUAUAAUUUUGUGGCGAUAUUUUUCACAAUAUAUUCAUUAUACUUAUUAUAUUUGUAUUUAGUAUCAACAUAAAUCAUAGAUAGGCCAUCAUUGAUAUCAUUCGAUAACAUGUCUUUGUUUAAUCUAUUUUCAUAGUUCAUUGUCAAUUCUGACAAUAAUAACAGUUAACCUGUUGUUGAAACAUAUAUAUUUUGUAAUUCUUGUUACACUGUGAGCCCCGCAUCACACUUUACUUUUUAUACUAUUAUCAAUUACUCAAACUACCUAGAACCUCG